This is a messenger RNA of Hyaena hyaena (striped hyena), 10670 nucleotides long. It is a transcript of the gene XIRP2, whose product is annotated as xin actin binding repeat containing 2. Bases 1 to 10572 code for a protein of 3523 amino acids. Lineage: Eukaryota; Metazoa; Chordata; Mammalia; Carnivora; Hyaenidae. Gene Ontology annotation, molecular function: actin filament binding. Gene Ontology annotation, cellular component: stress fiber; focal adhesion. Gene Ontology annotation, biological process: actin filament organization; actin cytoskeleton organization. The transcript is spliced from 10 exons. The record is from RefSeq and is a predicted model, not a curated record.
AUGUUCCCGAUACAGAAGGGCUCCCUGAACCUCCUGAGGCAGAAGUGGGAAUCCAGUGAGUACCACAAAAGUGAGUGUUGCCCUGGGGGUAGUCGUUGCAGGCUCUUGCAGCCUCGAGAGAGCAAAUUGCUUGACCCCAAAUUAGAGGCGGUGUCAGCACCUGGACCUCCGGACCCCCCUGGCAUGCCCCUCGGUGUAGGAGAGGAGAUGUUGAACUCAGAGCCUGAGGACAAGAGUGACACCUCCAGGGAAUAUUGCCCGCCUGAAGUGCUAAAGGAGGAUUCCUUGAUGGGUCGGCGCAGGAUUGAGCGCUUCUCCAUUGCCCUUGAUGAGCUGAGAAGUGUGUUUGAGGCCCCCAGGAGUGGAAACAGACCAGCUAGGCCAGCGGAGUAUUGCCAAAAGGACUUGGAAAUUGAGAGAAGUUUACGUUCACCAAAAUUUAAGAGUCACCCUGGGAGCCCGUCCGAUGAUUCUCCGAAUGAUUCAGACAAGAAAGGUGAGGAAACAGCUUUUGACAAGAUGUCACCUGAAAGUGGUCACAGCCACAUCCUGGAAGUGACUGUUGGCCCUAAUAAGCCUGCGAGUGGAUUUGCAGAAGACAGUGCUGCACAGAGCGAGGGCGUGUCAGACCUCCAGGAGGUGGUGUCCUUGAAGGAGCGAAUGGCGAGGUACCAGGCAGCUGUUUCCAGGGGUGACUGCCGCAGCUUCUCUGCCAAUAUGAUAGAGGAAUCUGAAAUGUGCACUGUGCCUGGUGGUUUGGCGAGAGUGAAGAAACAAUUUGAGAAGGACAAAAUUGCUUCUUCUUGUAACACCUUGUCUCAGUACCAAUACCAGCACCAGAACAGAUCUGAGCAGGAGAUAAUCCACAGCAGCCAAGGGGACAUUUCAAGAAGCAGCCAGGAAAUGGAAAGAAAUGAACAAGCAGCCUCCAAAGCACACAAAAGUGACGUUCUUGGAACAGAAAUGAUCUCCCAUCUUGAAAAGCACACUGAGGAAAUAAACCAAGCUUCUCAGUUCCAUCAAUAUGUUCAAGAAACAGUCAUUGAUACACCGGAGGAUGAAGAGAUUCCAAAGGUUUCAACUAAGUUCUUAAAAGAGCAGUUUGAAAGGUCUGCCCAGGAAAAGGUCCUUUAUUCUGACAAAGAGAUGACCCCAGCCAAGCAGAUUAAGAUCGAAAGUGAAUAUGAAGAGAGUUUAAAACCAUCAUCAAUUGUGGGUACCUCUUCUACUUCUUGCACUUCGACCAGCCAGAGGAAGGAGACAUCAACUGUAAAACAUAGUGCCCACAAUGCCACUUCCUCAACUCUAGCACAAGUUAAUGCUACUCCUAUGGGAAAGACAGAAGAAUUUCCUCCACCCCCACCUGAAAUAUUUCAAACUCCAAUAGAUGCGACAGCAUUUUCCCAGUCCCCUGAAUUCCCCAACCCUCCUAGAACACCACCAGUACCCAAAGAAUUAUAUUCUAAGCAAAGAAAUUUGUACGAAUUAAACCGUUUAUAUAAACACAUCCAUCCUGAGUUAAGAAAAAACUUAGAAAAACAUUAUAUCAGUGAGGUUUCUGAAAUUGUCUCUAGUCAAGUGAACCCAGGGAGCUCAGCUUUAGCUGAUGUGCAACAAGCCCGGUAUGUUUUUGAAAAUACGAAUGAUAGUUCUCAAAAAGCUCUGAACUCAGAAAGAGAACACUUGGAGUGGGAUGAAAUUCUGAAGGGGGAGGUGCAGUCCAUGAGAUGGAUCUUUGAGAAUCAGCCAUUAGAUUCCAUCAACAAUGGCUCUCCAGAUGAAGAUAACAUCAACAAGGGCAUUGCUGAUCAAGAAAUCAUUGCUGGUGGUGAUGUGAAAUAUACCACAUGGAUGUUUGAAACCCAACCCAUAGAUACACUGGGUGAUCAUUCUUCUGGCACGGAAGAAAGUGCUGAGAAAAUUCCUGAACUAGCCAGAGGAGAUGUCCGCACAGCACGGUGGAUGUUUGAAACAAAGCCAUUAGACUCAAUGAAUAAAAUGCAUCAAAGUCAAGAAGAAUCCAUGGUAACUACCAUAAAGGACGUAACUGGUGGGGAUGUCAAGACUGUGAGAUAUAUGUUUGAAACUCAACAUCUGGAUCGGCUUGGACAGCUUCAUUCAGUGGAUGAAGUUCACCUACUGCAACUCAGGUCUGAACUCAAAGAAAUUAAAGGAAAUGUGAAGAGAAGUAUAAAAUGUUUUGAAACUCAACCAUUAUAUGUUAUUAGAGAUGGCUUAGGUCAAAUGCUAGAAAUUAAAACUGUUCACAGAGAAGAUGUUGAAAAGGGAGAUGUGAGAACAGCACGCUGGAUGUUUGAAACACAGCCCUUGGACACAAUUAACAAGGAUAUCACAGAAAUUAAAGUUGUCCGAGGAAUAUCUAUGGAAGAAAAUAUCAAAGGUGGGGUGAAUAGGGCAAAGUGGUUAUUUGAAACCCAACCUUUAGAGAAAAUCAAAGAAGACUCAGAAGAGGUCAUCAUUGAAAAGGAGACAAUAAUAGGUACAGAUGUCUCCAGAAAGUGUUGGAUGUUUGAAACACAGCCAUUAGACAUUCUAAAAGAAGUUUCUGAUGAAGAUCCUCUAAGAUCUGAAGAGAUAAUAGGGGGUGAUGUACAAACUACUAAGCAUCUAUUUGAAACACUUCCAAUAGAGGCUUUAAAAGAUAGCCCUGAUGUAGGAAAACUUCAAAAAAUCACUGCCUCUGAAGAAGAAAAGGGGGAUGUUAGACACCAAAAAUGGAUUUUUGAAACCCAGCCUCUGGAAGACAUUAGAGAAGAUAAAAAAGAGUACAUACGAACAGUGAAACUUGAAGAAGUUGACAGAGGAGAUGUAAAGAAUUACACACAUAUCUUUGAAUCAAGCAAUUUAAUUACAUUUGAUGCAUCACAUAAAAUAGAGGUGGAAGGAGUCACAAGAGGUGCUGUAGAGUUAAAUAAAUCACUCUUUGAAACAACACCACUAUACGCCAUUCAGGAUCACCUUGGAAAAUAUCAUCAAGUAAAAACAGUUCAACAAGAAGAAAUCCUAAGAGGUGAUGUACGAAGUUGUAGGUGGCUCUUUGAAACAAGGCCCAUUGACCAGUUCGAUGAAAGCAUUCAUAAAUUCCAGAUAAUUAGAGGAAUAUCUGCUCAAGAAAUACAGGCUGGAAAUGUGAAGUCUGCUAAAUGGCUAUUUGAAACUCAACCUCUUGAUUCGAUUAAAUAUUUUAGUAAUAUGGAAGAGGAAGAAAGUAAAACUGAACAAGCUACAGAUAUUGUUAAAGGGGAUGUCAAAACGUGUAGGUGGCUUUUUGAAACCCAACCAAUGGAGUCUCUUUAUGAAAAAGUUUCAUUAAUGACUGACAGUGAAGAAAUUCAUAAAGGAGAUGUCAAAGCCUGUACUUGGCUCUUUGAAACUAAGCCACUUGAUACCAUAAAAGAUGACGCUGAAGCAACAGUCAAAUUGCAAACUGUAAAACAGGAGGAGAUCCAAGGUGGGGAUGUUCGUACAGCAUGUUUCCUUUUUGAGACAGAGAAUUUGGACAGCAUACAAGGAGAAGAAGGAAAAGAAAUCAAGGCCAUGGAAAUGGAUAUCCAAGCUGGGGAUGUCUCCAGCAUGAGGCAUAAAUUUGAAAAUCAGUCCUUAGAUUCUAUAAGUUCCAGUUCAGAGGAAGUUUUGAAAAAGAUCAAAGCCCUAAAGACUGAAGAUAUUCAGAAAGGCAAUGUUUUAAAUUGUAGGUGGCUUUUUGAAAACCAGCCAAUUGAUAGGAUAAAAGAGAGCCAAGAAGGUGAUGAAUUAGUUAAGACAGUGACAGACAUACAAGGUGGGGAUGUAAGGAAGGGGUGUUUUAUUUUUGAGACUUUUUCUUUGGAUGAGAUUAAAGAAGAAUCUGACUGUAUCAGCACCAAGAAAACAACUACUGAAGAAGUAAUGAAGGGUGACGUAAAAAGCUACAGAAUGCUCUUUGAAACCCAGCCACUCUAUGCAAUUCAAGACCGAGAAGGGCAUUAUCAUGAAGUGACAACAGUUAAAAAGGAAGAGGUGAUUCAUGGAGAUGUACGAGGAACGAGGUGGCUGUUUGAAACAAAACCAUUAGACUCAAUUAACCAGUCAGAGACUGUGUAUGUUAUCAAAUCUGUCACACAAGAAGACAUUCAGAAGGGAGAUGUUAGUUCUGUCAGAUACAGAUUUGAAACUCAGCCAUUGGAUCAGAUUUCAGAAGAAUCACGUAAUACCGUGUCCACUGUAGACUAUAUUCAAGGUGGAGAUGUAAAAACGAGUAAACAAUUAUUUGAAUCUGAAAAUUUUGAUAAGAAUACAUACAUAAGAACGGUAAGCGUCAAUGAAAUACAAAAGGGCAAUGUUAAAACAUCUACUUGGCUAUUUGAAACACACACUAUAGAUGAACUGAGAGGAGAAGCGUCAGAAUAUGAAAAUAUCAAAACAGUCACCCUAGAAGAUAUACAGAAAGGUGAUGUUAAGCAGGCAGUAUGGCUUUUUGAAAAUCAAACUUUGGAUUCUAUUAAUGAAGUAGAUGAAAGCACCACAAAAAUCAUCAGGGAAGAAAUCCCUCCUUCUGAUGUCAAAACAACUACAUGGCUCUUUGAAACUACACCCCUUCAUGAAUUUAAUGAAAAUAGGGUAGAGAAGGUAGAAAUUAUUGGCAAGAGCAUUAAAGAAACAUUGCAAGAACUCUAUUCUCAAAAAGUUAUUGAGGCUCCUGGAAUCAUCAUUGAAGCCAAUGAAGUAGGGGAUGUUCGAAUGGCAAAAUACAGGCUAAUGAAUCAAGCAUCUCCUGAAGUACAGAAAGAAGAAAUUAUUAGGGUUGAUCUCAGAAAUAUAAUGGUGAACCUACUUUCCAAAAGAGACUGUAUAAGAAGAGAGAUUUCGGUUAGUGAAGAAGAGAAGGGAAAUGUUAAUUUGACCAAAACUCAAUUAUUAAACAGAUCAACAGAAUUUCAUGCUGAAAAAGAAGAAAUAGUGAGUGGUGAUGUACAACAAGCAAUAAAAAACCUGUUCUCUGAGGAAAGAUCUGUAAAGAAAGGCAUUUUAAUUCAAGAAGAUGAAAGAGGAGAUAUUAACAUGACUAUCUAUUGUCUUCUUCAUGAAAACACUGGUGACACAAUUGAGCGUGAAGAAGUAAUAGGGGGUGAUGUGAAACGUUCCAUUCAUAAUUUGCUGUCUUCCAUAUCAAGCAAUAAAAUAUCUGAAAGGGCUAAAAUUGAUGCCUCUGAGAGGGGAAAUGUUCAGUUUUUUACAACAUGCAUAGAAACUGGAGCUUUGGAUUAUCUUAAGCAACUUCAGACAGGGUCAAAUGAAACAUUAACAUCUGGGAAACGAGAGAGGGAGGAAGAAAUAAUUGGUGGUGAUGUGGAGGGCACGAAACUGUUACUGAAGAAAAGGCAGUCUCGGGUCGAACGUACUGUUAAUGAAGCCGACAUCAUCCCAGGACAUGUGCAUAAUACAGUUAAGGUUUUUAUGACAGAGCCUCAGACUACAUUUUGCAGGACACCCAAAGAAGAAAUUAUAAAAGGUGACUUGAAAUCAACCCUAAAUUCCCUCAGCCAGGCCAUGAAUCCGAAAACAGUGGCUAAAACAGAAGAAAUUAUAAAAGGUGACAUGCUGUCCACACUCAAGUCACUUAAGGAAUCAAGCCACCAAUGGAAAGAAUCUAAACAACCCAAUGCCAUCCCUGGUGAUAUUGAGAAAGCCAUUGAAUGCCUUGAAAAGACUGCAAACACAAGAACAGAAAUCCUGAAAAAGGAGCUUAUCCGAGAUGACCUUCAAAUGUCAUUAAGGAAUCUGAAAGAAGCACAGAGAGCUUUUAAAGAGGUGGAUAAAAAAAGUGUAAUGAAAGAAGAUGUGAAGGAGGUGAUGGUAGGUUCCUCAGAAGAGCAGAAAACAAAGAUUCAUCAGGUGGCUGAGCAGAGGGACAAAAAAGGUCUUCUUCAGCCAAGACCAGGACCGUUUGAGCCAGCAGCCAGGUGGCAAGGGGGAGCAGAUGCUCCCAAUCAAACUACAGGCAAAUCUUGUUAUGGGAAUUUGAUAGAAGAAAGAACUGAAGUUAAUCUUCCAAAAGCCCCCAAAGGCACCAUAAAGAUUGUCAUAGAUCGUGAACAAAACAACGAUGCUCUUGAGAAAAACCUUAGAAGACUAUCUAAUUCACACCACAAAGCUAGUAAAAAUGUGUUGGAAUCAGGGGACAAAAUGGGUAUCUGGAUGGAUACCACAGCAGAGCAGCAUUUUAGUGAUGAACAGAUGACCAGACAAUUGACUUCAACUGUGUCAGCCAAGGAACAUCUAAAAACUAAGGAAUCAGAGACAGUGAGAGAACAGAAGAAGGAUGCAGUCUUUAACUCUACCCAAUCUAUUGGUAAAACAAUUGGAAGCCAACAGACUCAAACGUGUGAACUGAGGAAUGACAACCAGAAGACUGAGUCUUUCUCUGUAAAGAUUCCAAAACAUACCAAACACACUAAAACAUCAACAGAUAGACAAAGCCCAAAGCCCAGUCCAACCCAGGGUGUAGUCAACAAGACAGUUGUGGAAACUUGUGAAGUUUCAGAGGACUUUCAGAAGCAAACUUCACUAGAGCAAGAAAUACAAUGUUCUAGGAAAGAUAUAAGGAAAAAGAACAUGAACCCUCAACCAAUUUUGCCUAUAGAUCAAGACAUAUCAAAUACAACAGAAGUAAAAGUCUCCCCAAAAAGCUACAGUAAAUUUAAGGCAAUUGACAAAAAGCAGGCUGAUGUUCAUCUGAAGAGCCAGGACUUUCUAAUGAGGACAAAUACUUCCACAGACUUAAAAAUGGCAAUGGAAAUGUCCUUUAAUUCAAUCAAUGUUAACCCUGAAAACAAUGCAAAAGAAAGUGAGUGUUCUCUUCCACCUCCUUCUCCACCUCCUCCACCACCUUCCAACACAUCAUCUGAAAUUGAAUUUCCUCUUCCUCCUCCACCUCCUUUAAUGAUGUUGCCUGAAAAAAAUGUUUUUCCUCCCUCAUUGCCCACAGAGAUGAUAAAGGCUGAAUUUGAAAGUUUCCCAGGCCUCCCUCUUCCUCCACCACCAGAAGAUGAGAAAUUUGAAUGUCUAUCAAUGUUUCCACCGCCUCCCCCUCCUCCUCUUAAACCAUCGCAUCUCCUUCCCUCCUCUGUUCAAGAAAAGCGCAGUGGAGCAUUUGUACAGUAUUCCAAGGAAGAAGCCUCAAGUUCUCAGCAAACUCAUUCUCAGGCAAAAGUCCUAACUGGAAAAUCAGGGGUAAUUUUGCCACCUCCCACAUUCCCUAAACCCAAAUUUUCCAAACAGAUCGAAGAUAAAAAGAAUCACGGUUCUCCAAGAGUUGGAAUGGAAAAUUCCCUGCCAGAUGUGGAAUGCAAAACUACUCCCUCAAAAGAUCAGAAAAAUGUAGUAAUGGUGACUAGCACUGAACACACAGAGUUGAAGCAGAAUGUAUCCAGAAGUCUUGAUGAAAGAAAACAAUUAUCUAUGGACUCUAAAAGGUUUCUCUCACAGACAGUUCCAGAAAUUUCACUACCCAAGGAAAAAACAAUAGCGCCUCUUGUAAAAUCUCAUUCAUUCUCAGCAGGCUCAGGACAACAAAGUCCAAAACCUUAUAUGAGAAAAUUUAAGACACCUUUAAUGAUUGCUGAAGAAAAGUAUAGACAACAAAGAGAAGAGCUUGAAAAACAGAAGCAUGAGAGUUCUUGCUACAAGAUAGUCAAAACGGAAAGCCCAAAUCAAAACAUGUCAGAGCCGAAAAAGGAAGUGUUGUUACAAAAAACAAAUGAGGUGGUUCCCCUACCUGGAAUGGAUUCUCAAAGUCAUUCUCAAGUACUAGGAGUGGGUACUGAUAACCAGCUUUCCACAACACCAGGAGUGACCGUUGCUGCUGAAGGGCACCAACCUGUUUUCCCAGCCUCAGAAGACAAAGAUACCAUGGAAAAGGAAGUUAUACAGAGUUCGAGGGACACACUACAGUCUAUAUCAGCUUGUGAAAUUAAACAGAGUCACCAGGAAUUUAAGAUACAAGAAGCACAGCAGAAGUAUGUGGAGGAGCAGCUGCAUUUGUCCCAAAGAAAACCAGUUUCCCCAAGUUUCAAAGUUAAAAGUAUCCAGCUUCCAACUCCAGAUCACAAAUUAAAGGAAACAGACCACAUCUAUGAAAGCCAUAAAAAGCAAUCUGAAGUUGAUGUUCAAACCAUUAGCAAACAACAGUACCAGAAAUCUGAGAGAACUGAAGCAAGCACUGAAUAUAGUAAUAAGCAAUCUGUAGCUGAAAAAUAUUGUCAAUUACCUAAGAAGGAGAAAAGAGUAACAAUAAAAUUGCCAACAGAACCCGUAGGGAAAAGCCAUGAAAGUAAACUCAAUAUAGUUCAUGAGAAGCAAAGAGAAUAUAGAGACUCUGAGAGUGGGAAACUUCCAGGAAGCGAAAGAACAAAUCAGGAACCAUCACUGACUGGUCCAAAGGAAGAGAGACCAACAGUUGAAAGAAAGCAAGAACGUUUGAAUAAAUCAGCACAGAAGGUAGUCAAGCAAAAGGUUACUGAUGUAUAUCUUGAUUCACAGACACAGAAUUUUCAGCAAACACAAACACAGACUUCUGAAAGUCAAGUUGAACAUAAAAAAUUGCCCGAGCCAUAUAAUAAUCUGCAGGAAGAAAAAUGUCUUGGACUCAAGGGCAUACAACAGAAACAAGUCUUUUCUAAUACUAAAGAUUCAAAGCAAGAGAUUACACAGAACAAAUCUUUAUUUUCCUCUGUGAAAGAAUCCCAGCAGGAUGAUGGAAAAUGUGCUAUAAAUAUAUUGGAAUUCUUGAGAAAACGUGAAGAACUACAACAGAUUUUGUCUAGGGUAAAGCAGUUUGAAGUGGAGCCAGAUAAAAAUGGCCCUAAAAUAUUUCAGACACUGUUAAAUAUUAUUCCAGUAUGGCUGUUAAGUGAAGAAAAAAGACAGUAUGGAGUUUGCAUUGCUAUGGAAAAUAACAUAGAAAAAAUCAAAGAAGAAAUAACGCAUAUUAAAACUCAAGCAGAGGAUAUGCUUAUGUCCUGUGAGAAUACAAUUCAAACAGCCAUGAUGAUAUCCUCCAAAGCAGGAAACCAGCGGAAUAAACCUACCAGCCUUAACGAAACAUUAUCUAAAAUAUCUAGUGCUAGUGACCAGCAAGAAAAUACCAUUGUAGAAAAAACAGAGCACCAUCAAGUAGCAACUCACCAUGAAGCAACUGCUCACAAUCACGUGAAAACUCAUCAUGAAAUUAAAUUAGAUAAUAGCAAGAUCUCUCCUCCAUCCUUAAAAACACGCCCACCGUCACCAACUUUUAUAACAAUCGAGUCUACUGCCCGGCGAACAGAAACCUCUACUAAGGAUGAGCUCUCUCAGUCCCCUAAAAAGGACAGUUUUGCUGAACCAUCACCAAGAAGUCCCGUGGCACAAACGUCUAGAGUCGGCAGAGCAGAUGCGUCCCCUCCUCCACCCAGGAGUCGCUCUGAGCAGCUUGUCAAACUCAAAGACACCACUGCAAAGCUGUCCAGAGGGGGCGUCGCGUGCACAUCAGGAACUCCGGUUCCGAUUGUAGAGAAAAGGUCUGAGAUCAUUGCAUCCCCUGCAACACUUCGUCGUCAAAUUAAGAUAGAAACCCGUGGUAGGGACUCUCCACCCACAAUCACAAUACCUAUAAGUGUAAACCACGUAGAUAGUGGUUCCUUCAGAGGAUCCACGGAAGCUCAAGAGGAAGUUAGGCAAGUGGAGAAAAGAGAGACUUACAUUCACAAAGACACUGGGAAUUCCGCGCAGCGCCUCCUGCCGGACACUGAAAGUUUUGAUGCGGUGGAAAUCAUCCGCAAGGUCGAAGGGCCCCGCGGCUCAGAGCACAGGCAAAGGUAUGAAGCCGCCAACCAAACUGUUCAAAUGGCUGAAAAUUUCAUGAGUGACCAUGAAAAUGAAAUAAACAGAUGGUUCAGGGAAUUUGAAGAUGGGCCAGCUUUUGAAGCAAAGUCAAAUAGAAGAGUUUAUACCAAUGGAGAAAUAAACCAUAAUAUUAAACAAGAAAGUCGUUCGUUUUGUAAGGAGGAAUUUGGAUUAACAUCUCUAGAAAAUACAAGUUUUACAGGCUUUUCUUGCAAUCGUCCUAGAGAGCUGCAAGAAAAAAUCCCUGUCAGACAGCCCAGCGUCCGCUCUGAAACAAGGACUGUAAGUGAACAUUUCUCAGGUGUGGAUGCUUUUGAGAGUCAAGUUGUUGGGUCAAAGAUGACUGUCUCUUCAUCACAUGGCUCAGAAGCUGGCAAAUCUGGCUUUGACUUCAAGCAUGCGCCACCAACCUAUGAAGAUGUCAUCGCUGGCCAUAUAUUAGAUAUUUCUGAUUCACCUAAAGAACUCAGGAGGAAUUUUCAAAAGGCAUGGCAGGAGAGUGAAAGCAUUUUCCAAAGCCUGGGUUGUGCGACCUCCGAUGCGUCUGCCACUGAGAUGAGAACCACCUUCCAAGAGGAAUCUGCAUUUAUCAGUGAAGCUGCCUCUCCAAGACAAGGCAAUAUGUACACUUUGUCAAAAGACCGUUUAUCCAAUGGAGUGCCUAGUAGCGGACAAGCAGAGUUUUCAUAAAUCCUGCUUCCGAUGCCACCACUGCAACAGCAAACUGAGUUUGGGAAAUUAUGCAUCACUUCAUGGACAAAUAUAUUGUAAGCCUCACUUUAACCAAC